Messenger RNA from Penicillium crustosum, 513 nucleotides. RefSeq lists its product as uncharacterized. Lineage: Eukaryota; Fungi; Ascomycota; Eurotiomycetes; Eurotiales; Aspergillaceae. Bases 1 to 513 code for a protein of 170 amino acids. The transcript has 4 exons. The record is from RefSeq and is a predicted model, not a curated record.
AUGUCACCUCUUCCUGAUGAGCAGCCUCCUUCACAGAUCAUCCUGCGGACCUCUUCCGUUAAAGGUCGGCUCUUUUCUUUCCUCCUCUUCAAGGUUAAAGCAUUGUGGGUGAUCAAAUGUGGAGAAUUGAUUGCAGUUGUUGAAAGUUUGAAGUCGUCAAGUCGCUCAGUGGAUACCCUGCCGAUUAUCCCGGUGCCAAAGGCUGCCAUGGUAAGACCUAUUAAUGUGGUUGGUCUCAUUGGUUUAUUGAAGUGGUCGAUCGACGUGAUUGUGACCAGUCUGCCGAUUUUAGACUGGUGUAUGUGGUCGUUCGAAGUAGAUGAUUGUUCGGACUGGUGGGUGACCGGUGUGCCGGUUAUCCUGAAGCUAAAUCUCGCCACGGUCAGAGUGGUUGUGAUCGAUAUUCGAAAUAGGUGCUUGAUCGAAGGUUGGUUGGCCAGUCUGCCGAUUUUCCUGAAGCCGAAGCCCGCCACGGUCAGACUGGCUGAUGUGGAUGUUCGAAGUGGCGGUUGA